AUACACACACAAGAGAGAACCCCAUUGCCAUAGACAAAUAGUGGCGGCAGGUUCAGCAUAGGGCAGUGAUACUAGCUAGUAGUGGCACUACUCCUUUCCUUUUCUUUUUCCCUCCUUGAGAUUCUUCUCACUUUCAUGCCGUCUCCCUUCCAUCGCCACAAAGGCAGUACGAAAUUUCGAGUUCCUGGUCUCCUGGAGAGGGCAGCAGAAAGGGAGAGAGUAUGGAGAUGGCGCUAACUCCAUUGCCGCUCCUGUGUUCGUCCGUCUUGUUCUUGGUGCUAUCUUCGUGCUCGUUGGCCAAUGGGAGGGAUACGCCUUCUUCUUCUUCUUCUUCUUCUUCUUCUUCUUCUUCUUCUUCUUCUUCUUCUUCUUCUUCUUCUUCUCCGGCGACGUCUACUGUGGCCACCGGCAUUUCCGCCGCCGCCGCCGCCGCCGCCAAUGGGACGGCCGCCUUGUCUUCGGCAGUUCCGGCGCCUCCGCCUGUUGUGAUCGUAGUGCACCACCAUUUCCACCGCGAGCUGGUCAUCGCCGCCGUCCUCGCCUGCAUCGCCACCGUCACGAUCUUCCUUUCCACGCUCUACGCUUGGACACUAUGGCGGCGAUCUCGCCGGAGCACCGGCGGCAAGGUCACCAGGAGCUCAGACGCAGCGAAGGGGAUCAAGCUGGUGCCGAUCUUGAGCAGGUUCAACUCGGUGAAGAUGAGCAGGAAGAGGCUGGUUGGGAUGUUCGAGUACCCGUCGCUGGAGGCAGCGACAGAGAAGUUCAGCGAGAGCAACAUGCUCGGUGUCGGCGGGUUUGGCCGCGUCUACAAGGCGGCGUUCGACGCCGGAGUUACCGCGGCGGUGAAGCGGCUCGACGGCGGCGGGCCCGACUGCGAGAAGGAAUUCGAGAAUGAGCUGGAUUUGCUUGGCAGGAUCAGGCACCCCAACAUUGUGUCCCUCUUGGGCUUCUGUAUCCAUGAGGGGAAUCACUACAUUGUUUAUGAGCUGAUGGAGAAGGGAUCACUGGAAACACAGCUUCAUGGGUCUUCACAUGGAUCAACUCUGAGCUGGCACAUCCGGAUGAAGAUCGCCCUUGACACGGCCAGGGGAUUAGAGUACCUUCAUGAGCACUGCAGUCCACCAGUGAUCCAUAGGGAUCUGAAAUCGUCUAACAUACUUUUGGAUUCAGACUUCAAUGCUAAGAUUGCAGAUUUUGGUCUUGCUGUGUCUAGUGGGAGUGUCAACAAAGGGAGUGUGAAGCUCUCCGGGACCUUGGGUUAUGUAGCUCCUGAGUACUUGUUGGAUGGGAAGUUGACUGAAAAGAGCGAUGUAUACGCGUUCGGAGUAGUGCUUCUAGAGCUCCUUAUGGGGAGGAAGCCUGUUGAGAAGAUGUCACCAUCUCAGUGCCAAUCAAUUGUGACAUGGGCAAUGCCACAGUUGACCGACAGAUCGAAGCUCCCCAGCAUAGUUGACCCAGUGAUCAAGGACACCAUGGAUCCAAAACACCUGUACCAAGUUGCAGCAGUGGCUGUUCUAUGCGUGCAGGCUGAACCAAGCUACAGGCCACUGAUCACAGAUGUGCUCCACUCUCUUGUUCCUCUAGUGCCGACGGAGCUCGGAGGAACACUAAGAGCUGGAGAGCCACCUUCCCCGAACCUGAGGAAUUCUCCAUGCUGAUAUCUGAAUAUCUGAUACAGCAAGUUUGUCAAAGCAAGGGAAAAUAUUUAUACAGUUUAGUAUAGAUUCUUAUGUAUAACUUAUGUUACCUGUACUUGCUCCUUGUUUGAGGACGAGAGUUAGUCCAACCUAUCGCUUCUUGGUUGGAUUGAGAGACAAGUCUCACUUUCAUACUCCCUCCGUAUUUUAAUAUACGACGUUGUUGACUUUUUGAUAAACAUUUGACCUUCCAUCUUAUUCAAAAAAUUUAUGUAAUUAUAAUUUAUUUUAU
Molecule: messenger RNA, 1929 nt
Organism: Oryza sativa Japonica Group (Japanese rice)
Lineage: Eukaryota; Viridiplantae; Streptophyta; Magnoliopsida; Poales; Poaceae
Product: probable receptor-like protein kinase At1g80640
Biological process (GO): protein phosphorylation
Molecular function (GO): protein kinase activity; ATP binding
Source: RefSeq, a predicted model, not a curated record